GCGUCGUCGGCCCCCAACUCCCCCGCGGAGGCAGAAGAAGAGCACGUGAGGUCCAUCCUCUCGCAGCCCGAGUCGCUGUGGCAGCAGGUCGCUGCGAGGCAGCUCCUGUUGCGGCAACAGGCCGAGCAGGCCAACGCUCAGCUGCGGACGCUGGUGGAGACGUGCGUGCGCCAGACCAAGAACCUCAAGCGGAUGCUCAGUCGACGCAACGACUCAGAGACGCUUGAGCUCAUUGGGUUGAAGCGCCGAAAGCAGUGAUCAGGGAACGGGAUCUGCUCUGCUCUGCCAUGGUCUUCUCCCCCUCCUCUCCUGUUCUGAGUUGAGUCGAGGCCCGUUGACUACAUAACGACGUUAUUCUCCGAUCACGACUCAACCAACUGAAUUGGACGUUAUGGCGUGCGCACUUGGAGACGAGAUGGAGUCGCUGCAGGCCACGCUCGACUUCAUUGCCGGCUACGACCUCCCACAGACCGGGCUCCAAGGCCUGGACACGAUCGAGGAGGAAGAUAGGGAGCUCAUUGCGGGCGGAGACGACGUCGACCUCAGCUCGGAGGACGACGUCUCGGUGGUCGUAGGAGCGCUCUGUAGUCCAGAUCACUCAUCAUUUUCAUCGCGUUUUCAUACAACUUUUCUUAGGAUUACUCGGAGAAAUUAAUUUUGUGGCUGAAUGGUUG
Phytophthora sojae is the source of this 674-nucleotide messenger RNA. RefSeq lists its product as hypothetical. The record is from RefSeq and is a predicted model, not a curated record. The coding region runs from base 392 to 655 and encodes 87 amino acids. NCBI's taxonomy places the organism in Eukaryota, Oomycota, Peronosporomycetes, Peronosporales, Peronosporaceae. The transcript has 2 exons.